AUGUUCAACGUCGGUAUCCCCGUCCUGCCGGCUCGCCCUCGAUAUUUUCACCCUCUGUUCGCGCUUCCAGUUUCAUCGAUGGCGACGACUUGCUUCUCCCCUCUCUCCAGGGCUUCUCCCCUUUCCGUGAUCGUCCUCCUUCUCCUCCUCUGCUCCUUCACUACCUCUUCGGAUGUUCUCUAUUCCGAACAUUGCUCAUCCGUUGUCUCGGAAUCCGCCGUCUCCGACGACGCUUUGGAUCCCUCCGCCUCCGCGCACUUCCAGCUCUCCUCGGGCGUAGUUUUCGGCGCAGACGCCCUCCUCGGUGGGAAUUCCUCUGUGCUCCCUGCGUACUUCUUCUUCCGCCUCCGGUCCCUCCUUCCCACCCAGACCCUCGGCGUCGUCCAGAUCGCUGCCACUCUCAUUCUCCGCUCGGGAGGCAGCUCAGUCCCCGUCCGUGGAAGGCAUGUUCUCGGAAGCUCUGAUGUCCACUUCCACCAGGUCCGACCUCGGCUCCCGCGGACCUUCUUCCAGCGCGGGAUGGUAAGCCUCGAUCUCACCGGCGUUUGGUCCGAGGCCUCCGGUAAGCUUUGUAUGGUAGGGAAUGGUCGCGGAAGGUCGUUAGAAGGUAACAAUCUUCAAGUUUCUGCUCUCUUGAAGCUCGAUUAUCCCAAAGUUGUGAACAUUACUUCGAGCUUGAUCAAGGGCAGUUUGCAGAGUCUAGAUGCUUCUGGUAGUUUGAAUCAUUUCGAUCAAGUUUCGGUUUUGGCAUAUGCUCCUGAGAAAUAUGAGUACACACAGAUCUCUCACGCAAAGAAUUCUUGCAAUCGAGUGAACGAUGAGUCUCUAGGGCUUCAAUCUCACUCUUUAUGCUACUAUCUGAGGAGCCUGUCGAGGGUGCGGUUUGAGUUGGAUUAUGAAAAGAAUUGUUCCACAAGCUCGUGCGGUCCUUUUGCUCCGGGUUCAAGAUUUACUCCACACACCAUGUCUUUCCAUCAAACGCAAUGCUCUGAUGAUGGAUUGGUACAUGCCUAUGUUGGUUUCUCAAAUUACGAUGGCUUCUCUUUGGGUACUAGCUUGAUCCCAGGGAAGGUGCUAGUUAGUGAGGGGUUUUGGGAUCCUGUAAAACACCAGCUUUGCCUUGUUGCUUGCCGUAUACAGAACUCUGGACAUUUGUUGGAGGACUCUACUGUUGAUGCUUGCACAAUUAGGAUUUGCUUGUGGUUCCCUGCUGUAUGGUCAAUUGAGAAUCGCAGUAUUUCUGUCGGGCAGAUAUGGAGCAACAACAAUGAGAAAAUUUCAGGAUAUUUUGACCCAGUUUCAUUCUGGAGCAUUGACAAUUAUAUGGGUUCUCUCCCUGGUUUGAAUUACAAUUACACUAGAUUGGAACUUGCAAGGAAGUCUUGUGUAAGUGACAGCUCCAAAAGUGCUCGUAAAAAGAAGUAUCCUGAUGGAAAAUCUUUUCGUGAUUUUAGAUUUGAUGCAUCUGCUAGAAAUUCUCAGGGAAACUCAACCUGGUGCUACUUUAACCCAGUUUCAAUAGGACAGACAAUCUAUGGUAACAUGUUUGUGCAAAACGAAGAAUCGUUACCUGUCUCAGUUAAUGUUGAAAGUUAUAGUCUCCAAAACAUAAGCUAUGAGAUACAGUUAAUGUUAUCAAAUUCAUCUUUCAGUAUGAAUAAAGCAGAAAAAAUCUCAGCAGAAGGAAUAUACAAUGCUCACACUGGAUUGCUUUGCUUGGUUGGUUGUCGUGUUGUUGCUCCCUUAGCUGCUAAGCAGCAAAUGAAAAGACAUGAAACAAUGGACUGUGAAAUUAUUAUUAACAUCCAACUUGCUCCUUUGAAUCGCAGAGAAGGGGAUAAGAUCCAUGGCACAAUUAGGAGCACACGAGACAAUAAGGACCCACUCUUCAUUGAACCACUUGACAUUACUUCUUCAACUAUCUACAUAGAGCAGGCCACUCAGUCGAUAUGGAGGAUGGAUGUAGAACUUAUCAUGGUUAUGGUUUCUCUCACAUCAUCAUGUAUUUUUGUUGGGCUGCAGCUGUUUCAUGUGAAGAAGAAACCAGAAGUGCUUCCAUCUAUAUCGAUUAUUAUGCUUGUCAUUCUCACUUUGGGGUAUAUGAUUCCUUUGGUGCUGAACUUUCAGGCUUUGUUUAGACCAAGUUCCAAUCAGAAUGUUUUCUUAUGGAGUGGUGGAUGGCUUGAGGUAAAUGAGGUGAUAGUAAGGGUAGUAACGAUGAUUGCUUUCUUAUUGCAGUUUCGGUUUCUCCAACUUUCAUGGACAGCAAGAUCAAGCAAUGAGGGAACAAGUGGCCUAUGGCUAGCAGAGAAGAAUACUAUCAAAACGUGCUUGCCUUUGUAUUUGGUUGGAGGAUUAAUUGCCUGGUUGGUCCACACCAUCUAUAGCCAAUCUCGUGUCAGGAGAAGACCUCUUUAUGCUAACCAGCUCCAAGAUUCUCUUUGGGGUAGUUUAAUAUCCUAUGCUAGCUUGAUACUUGAUGGCUUUUUGCUUCCUCAAGUUAUUUUCAACGUAUUCUCCGGCUCCAAAGAAAAGGCUCUUGCCCCUUCCUUCUAUGUUGGAAACACUGUUGUCCGAGGACUGCCUCAUGCUUACGAUGCGUAUAGGAGUCGCUAUUAUGUUCCUCCUUUGAACUCAUCCUACAUAUAUGCAAGCCCAUAUGAAGGUUUUUAUUCAAUGGCAUGGGAUAUCAUUGUUCCCUGCGGAGGAAUCCUUCUAGCAUUGCUAGUAUUCCUUCAACAGAGAUAUGGGGGUUGUUUCAUCUCUCCUUCUAAAAAUAUAGAGCCAAGAACGUACGAGUUAGUUCCUGUAGUGGUCUCUUAG
This is a messenger RNA of Zingiber officinale, 2823 nucleotides long. RefSeq lists its product as uncharacterized. Gene Ontology annotation, cellular component: intracellular membrane-bounded organelle. Lineage: Eukaryota; Viridiplantae; Streptophyta; Magnoliopsida; Zingiberales; Zingiberaceae. The transcript has a single exon. The coding region runs from base 1 to 2823 and encodes 940 amino acids. The record is from RefSeq and is a predicted model, not a curated record.